AUGGCCCGGGAUACAGUGGAUGACCUUGGCUGUAAGCCUCACUGCAGGGAGGUGAUUUUCCUAGCUUGGAAUUCAUCCAUGGAGCCCUUUAAGCUAGUCCUGCUGCAACUGAAGCUCUUUCUGAUACUCCUGAUGGGAGCAGCUGAUGUGUGUACGGGAGCUGGAGAGAAAGGAUGGAAGGGAGAAGGCACUACCCCCCAUCUGGAGAGUAUCUUCCUGGGCAGAUGUAAUGAAUUCAUCUCUCUGGGGAAUCCAGAACUCUGGGACAAAAACUGCUCAGCAAUAUGGGAAGCCUUUAAAACUGUGUUCCACAAGGAUCCUUGCUCUGUAUUACCUUCAGACUAUGACCUUUUUAUUAACCUCUCAAGACAUUCCAUUCCCAGAGAUAAGUCAUUGUUCUGGGAAAAUACCUAUGAUGUUGUUAUUGCUUAUGCUCAAAGAGCUCAACGACUUACACCUGUAACUGAUGUGCUAUAUGGCAGAAUUGGAGAUCUCUUGAAUUGGUGUCGAAAAGAAAAUGGCUCAGAGCUUGAUUACCAGUCGUGCCCUGCAAUGGAAGAUUGUGAGAACAAUGCUGUGGACUCCUUUUGGAAGAGAGCAUCUGCACAGUAUGCACAUGAUAGCUCAGGGGUGAUAUAUGUUAUGCUGAAUGGUUCAGAGCCAUCUGGAGCCUAUCCAGUGAAGAGUUUUUUUGCAGAUCAUGAGAUCCCCAACUUCCAAAAAGACGAAGUCACCCGAUUUGAAAUCUGGGUUAUGCAUGAAAUUGGACGACCACAUGUAGAAUCCUGUGGGGAAGGCAGCAUGAAAAUACUGGAAAAGAGACUGGAAGAAAUGGAGUUUAAAUAUGAAUGCAUUAAUGAUUACAGACCUGUGAAGCUCUUACAGUGUCUGGACUACAGCACGCACCCUGAAUGUGCCUUGUCUUCAGCAGCAGAGUCAACUCAACAAAGAAUCCCAUCUCUUUUUGGAGGAGGAUGGGGCUCCAGCCUUGCAUUUUUUCUUUUUGGCACUAACUUCAGGAAUUCAAUUUUAACUUCUUAA
Gracilinanus agilis (Agile Gracile Mouse Opossum) is the source of this 1041-nucleotide messenger RNA. RefSeq names its product bone marrow stromal cell antigen 1 (gene BST1). Gene Ontology annotation, cellular component: plasma membrane. Gene Ontology annotation, molecular function: NAD+ nucleosidase activity; phosphorus-oxygen lyase activity. Gene Ontology annotation, biological process: positive regulation of B cell proliferation. The record is from RefSeq and is a predicted model, not a curated record. Lineage: Eukaryota; Metazoa; Chordata; Mammalia; Didelphimorphia; Didelphidae.